Molecule: messenger RNA, 2075 nt
Organism: Tigriopus californicus
Lineage: Eukaryota; Metazoa; Arthropoda; Copepoda; Harpacticoida; Harpacticidae
Product: TBC1 domain family member 19-like
Exons: 4
Coding region: 267-1844 (525 amino acids)
Source: RefSeq, a predicted model, not a curated record
CCAGAGGCGUGGGUGCGCUUGGAACUGCACAGGAUUCCCGUGGAUCUCAGCAUAUAUUUCGUGCCAGACAUGGUGAUAUCAUUUCAGUAUGAUAUAUGAUCAAGCAAGUCUUUAGAUGUACAGAAGGCUGCUUUGUAUGAUCGGAUUGGAUUGAUCUAAUGUCAAGGUUGACUGGAUUAUGGAUCAAGUAUUUUGUCAGGAUUGUAGACAACUGCCGGCCUUUGUUUAAUCAAUAUUCGAACGAGUAGCGAUUUCAGCCUUUCAAAAUGACUAUGCCGCAAGAAGAUUUGGCGGACUAUCUCACGACCGAAAUACGCAAUCAGGAUCCACUGCAUUCUGAACUACUCCGGGAUCUGGCCAAGCUUGCGUCGAGUCCGAUGGUUAAUGAAGAGGACUUCCAUGCCACUUUUCUGAAGGUCGUAACGCACUCUGGAAUUGAGACAAGGUUACAGAAUGCUGUUUUUCAUCUCAUGAGAAGGAAGAUUUUUGGCUUGGGAGGGCUUCACAACCAUCUCAAUCCAAGACAGACGUCCUUGUCACACGUCAAUAAGUUUCAACAACAAUGGGAGCGACGAAUAAGUAAAAGCAUCAAUUCAAUGGCUUCCGAAUUAGGCGUUUGUUUGGCUAAGGUUCGUUGUCAAGAAGAGCAGGAUGAGAUCCUUCACAAAUGGACCGAGUUGUCCACUUUGGACCUGGACUUGUCGCCCUUUAGGCCCGUGUAUUCGCCCAAGGAUUUCCUGGACAUCCUAGCUCAGAUUUCGAGUCCCAAUUUGGCGGAACACUGCCGACCUUGGGGAGUGAUCUCGAUUCCAUUGAGUGUUCCAAAUCUGGAUCACCUUCGAGAGAAGUUCUCGGAAUUGGCCAAAGGCGAGUCACAUCUUGGACUGAAUCCUCUGACAUCGAGUUCCGAAGAUCCAGGGAUCACUAUCGAGACGGAACGGUACAACUUGGGCCAGAAAGUGAUAGCGAGCAAUCAUGCUCCACUCUCGCAGGAAUUUCUCAAGCGAGGUGCACCCCACAGUCUUCGAGGCCAACUCUGGUCUCAAGUGUUGGGAUCAGAGAUGUGUUCCAAGGCUGACGUGGAGCACUAUCAAGCUCUCAAAGAUUCAGUCAUUCAGCACGACAUUAUGAUCGACAAACUCAUUAUCAAAGAUGUCCAAUUAACAGCCGGCAACGACGAUAACUACUUCGUUUUCGCCGACGUUCUCCUCCAGACCUUGCUUUGCUUCAGCCGAGAUACGAAGAUCUUGGACAAAUUCCAAUACAGCUCGAGCAAUCCACCCAAGGCCAUUUUGAGGGGGAAACAUUCUGGAUUGGAAAAUAUGGUCAUCUAUCCUCCCAAUGGUAUUGUUCCAUUCCAUGGGUUCGCCAUGUAUGCCGCUCCAUUUUGCUACGUGUACGCUGACCCGGUUCAACUAUACAUGACAUUUCGAGCCUUCUAUCUUCAGUUUUGUUACAAACUUCAUGAAAUGUCUGCCGACCCUCAAGGAAUUGUCUCUUUAUGUGCUCUAUUUGAGCACUUGAUUGAGACCCAUGAACCCGACCUUUGGUCGUACUUACUCUCGUUGGAAAUCCAACCCUUGCGUUUAGUAUUUCGUUGGCUAGUACGCGGAUUCGCCGGCCAUUUGCUGCCUGACCAACUGCUUUAUUUGUGGGACAUCGUCUUGGCCCACGAUUCCAUGACGGUGUUUCCACUUUUUGCUGCCUCGAUUCUCAGCUUCCGGAAAGACAAUAUCAUGCAAGUGGAUACUUUGUCCAGCGUUGAGGCGGUUUUGGCGGAUCUCUCCUCACUUCCGGUGGUUCCAUUGCUUCAGCAUGCCUUGGAACAAAACAAGAUGAACUGAGUACGUGAUGGGUGAAGAAUGUCUUCAUAUACAAAGAGCACCACACCACGUGCGUAUUAGAAAUACAAUUAUCAUGCCAUGAGUUCGAAUAUUGAUGAGGCUCACACAUUCUCCCCUCAACACCAGCACGUCAUCAUGAAUUUCCCAACAAGAGACAUGCCGCAUUAGUAUCGUAUUUUAAAGAGCAUUAGUAUCCAUCGUCCUCUGACUUGGGAUUAAAUCAAUGUACAG